Messenger RNA from Rotaria sp. Silwood1, 738 nucleotides. Lineage: Eukaryota; Metazoa; Rotifera; Eurotatoria; Philodinida; Philodinidae. The record is from the annotation of a GenBank genome assembly.
AUGUCAAAAGAUAAUUUACUGUCUGCUCGAUGUGAAAAAUUGCCUGCUGAUUAUCGAGAUAUACUUGAAAAAAGACGUUGUCAAUCACAAUUUAAUACACAUGAAAAUUUACAAUCUCCUUCAUUACAAACAUUCCGACCAGCAUUAACAGCUUAUUGUGCACAUUGUAAACUUCCAUUAUUAAUUGAUGUUACUACGCAUGAAACAACAACUAAAACUCGUGCAUCGAGUACACGUAAUAAUCAACGUGUAUGUCAAGGAUGUACGGAAGAUAAAGUCAAAAAUGUUCGUACUCCAUCAAGUCGUUUAUUUAGAUCAGCUUCUAGUGAUUGGACAAAUGUAGGUGAUAAAAUUGAAAAUUGGUUUGAAACAGCACGUACACCAGAUCAACGAGUUGUCUACAACUUUUUGGAAAAAAUUAAUAAUAACAAUCAAGGAAAAGAAUUGGAUAGAACAUUUGAUUCAACGCAAGGGAAAAGUCUCGAUGAGAUAUUAGAUAAUUUAAAAAAAUAUCGAGCACGUUUUAAUUCAUCUCGUCCUCAAAAAAACUUUCAACGUGCAUUCGAAUCAACAAGUUGGCGUGUUAUGCGUCAUCCAUCAGCAACACCUCGACAAUUUAGCCGUUAUAAUGCUGUUUAUGGUGAUGAUGCUUCACGAGAUUUUCGUAUUGGAACGGUAUUUACAACAACAGAACCAAGAAUUGGUUCAACCUUUUUAUUACAUCCUGGUUGGGUUUAA